Messenger RNA from Gadus chalcogrammus (walleye pollock), 6984 nucleotides. Its product is annotated as voltage-dependent L-type calcium channel subunit alpha-1D-like. NCBI's taxonomy places the organism in Eukaryota, Metazoa, Chordata, Actinopteri, Gadiformes, Gadidae. Gene Ontology annotation, biological process: calcium ion import across plasma membrane. The record is from RefSeq and is a predicted model, not a curated record. Gene Ontology annotation, cellular component: voltage-gated calcium channel complex; membrane. Gene Ontology annotation, molecular function: high voltage-gated calcium channel activity.
UCAUGGUUGGAUUUGAACUCGUAGUGUUGAACUACCGACAUGGACGCGGGGAAAAAAGAUGCCGCCAACGAGGGAGAUGGCGGGAAGUCGGACACCCUGGGCUCCAGCGGCUCGGCCAGGAAGAGGGGCGGGGGGGCCAAGAAGGCCAUCCAGGCCAACAAGUCGGCCCUCAGGGCCCCCCGAGCCCUCUGCUGCCUCACCCUCAGCAACCCCAUCCGCAUGGCCGCCCUGGCCCUCGUCGAAUGGAAAUAUCCUGGGCCUUUCGAUAUAUUCAUCCUGCUCGCCAUCUUCGCCAACUGUGUCGCUAUGGGAGUCACCAAACCCUACCCAGACGAUGACUCCAACGCCACCAAUCACAAUCUGGAACAAGUAGAGUACGUCUUCCUGGUCAUCUUCACCAUCGAGACCUUCACUAAGAUCCUGGCCUACGGCCUCACCAACCCAACUGGUCAAUCGCACCCACCCCCCAGCGCCUACAUACGCAGCGGCUGGAACUUGCUCGAUUUUGUCAUCGUCAUCGUCGGGCUGUUCAGUGUGAUGGCCGAGGGAAUGACGGACCACAAGCCAGGGGAGGCCCACCACGCUGCAGGCAAACCUGGAGGGUUGGACGUCAAAGCCCUUAGAGCUUUCAGGGUGCUGCGACCGCUCAGGCUGGUCUCUGGAGUGCCGAGUCUCCAAAUUGUGUUGAACUCCAUCAUGAAGGCCAUGGUGCCUCUGCUCCACAUCGGUAUGCUGGUCAUGUUUGUCAUCAUCAUCUACGCCAUCAUCGGCUUGGAGCUCUUCAUUGGCAGGAUGCACAAAAGCUGCUACUACCUGGGCUCAGAACUAAUGCUGGACGAUGACCCAACACCUUGUGCUUUUGCGGGAAACGGGCGCUUCUGCAUGUCCAAUGGGACAGAGUGCAGGGGAAGAUGGGAGGGGCCAAACGGUGGGAUAACAAACUUUGACAACAUAUUCUUCGCUAUGCUGACCGUGUUCCAGUGCAUCACUAUGGAGGGCUGGACGGAUGUGCUUUACUGGAUGAAUGACGCCAUUGGCUUUGAGAUUCCCUGGAUCUACUUUGUGUCUCUUGUCAUCUUUGGAUCGUUCUUCAUCAUCAACCUCGUAUUGGGUGUGUUGAGCGGAGAGUUCUCCAAGGAGCGAGAGAAGGCGGUGGCGCGCGGGGAGCUGCAGAAGGCCCAGGAGAGCAAGCAGAUGGAGGAGGACAUGAUCGGCUACAUGGACUGGCUCAUCGAGGCCGAGGACGUGGACGAGGAGGGCAACAAGCGUGCUGCAAUAGCCAAGAAGAAGAUGAUGAAGAAGUUUGGCUGGUACAAACAGAGUGAGGAUGGAGAGUCGGAUUCUGACGACGACAUCGCAUAUCUCGAUGAUGACAACGGCUUCUGCGCUUCCUUGAUGGCAAAGAUGAUGGCCAACAGUUUCUGCGACCAGCUGUGCCAGCUCAACCACACCAUGAGGAAGAACUGUCGCGUGGCCGUGAAGACCAACAACUUCUACUGGCUGGUCCUGCUGCUGGUGUUCCUCAACACGGUGGCCAGCGCCUCCGAGCACUACGGCCAGCCCACGUGGCUCACCGAGAUGCAGGAGCGCGCCAAUAAGAUCCUGCUGCUGCUGUUCACGCUGGAGAUGUCCAUGAAGAUGUACGCCUUCGGGCUGCAGAUCUACUUCAUGGCGCUGUUCAACCGCUUCGACUGCUUCGUGGUGUGCGGCGGCAUCCUGGAGACGCUGCUGGUGGAGCUGGAGUUCAUCCCCCCCAUCGGCAUCUCCGUGCUGCGCUGCAUCCGGCUGCUCAGGAUAUUCAAGAUGACCCGGCACUGGGCGGCCCUGUCAGAUCUGGUGAACUCUCUGCUGAACUCCAUGAAGGCUAUCUGCUCCCUGCUGCUCCUGCUCUUCCUCUUCCUCAUCAUCUUCGCCCUGCUGGGCAUGCAGCUGUUCGGAGGCAAAUUCAACUUUGACGAGACUCAGAUGAAGAGGAGCACAUUCGACUCCUUCCCACAGGCCCUGCUCACCUGCUUCCAGAUCCUCACCGGGGAGGACUGGAACGCUGUGAUGUACGACGGCAUCAUGGCGUACGGAGGGCCCAUCUUCCCCAACAUGGUGGUGUGCAUUUACUUUGUCAUCCUCUUCGUCUGCGGUAACUACAUCCUUCUCAACGUCUUCUUGGCUAUCGCUGUGGACAAUUUGGCAGGCGGAGGCGGUAAAAAGAAAGAGGAGGAGAAAAAAGAGGAAGACGACGAAUGGGAUGAAGACGAGGAGAAGGAGGAUGAAGAUGCAGGGAACGAAGAAGAUGACUGGCAGGAGAACGAGGAGCUCAGAGCCAUCGAGGGCUUGGAGGGAGUGGCUCCUCUGAAACCAGAGUUCUCUGGGCCUAAAGAGAAGAUCGUCCCCAUUCCUGAUGGGAGCUCAUUCUUCCUUCUGGGGAAGAAGAACUGCUUGCGAGUGGCCUGCCACAAUCUCAUCCACCACCCCUACAUCACCAACUUCAUCUUGGUCUUCAUCAUCCUCAGCAGUAUCUCACUGGCCGCUGAGGAUCCCAUCAAGUCUCACUCCUUCAGAAACAUCGUCCUCGGCUAUGCUGAUUAUGUGUUCACCUCAGUGUUCACAGUGGAGAUCAUUCUGAAGAUGACCGUCUAUGGAGCUGUUCUGCACACGGGCUCCUUCUGCCGGAACGCCUUCAACCUCCUGGACCUGCUGGUCGUCAGCGUGUCCCUUAUGUCCUUCUUCCUCCACUCCAGCGCCAUCUCGGUGGUGAAGAUCCUCAGGGUGCUGCGAGUGCUCAGGCCGCUCAGGGCCAUCAACAGAGCCAAGGGCCUCAAGAACGUUGUGCAGUGUGUGUUCGUGGCGAUCAAAACCAUCGGCAACAUCCUGAUCGUCACUUCCCUUCUGCAGUUCAUGUUUGCCUGCAUCGGCGUGCAGCUCUUCAAGGGGAGGUUCUACAGCUGCACAGACGAGGCCAAGCACACGCCAGAUGAAUGCAAGGGAACCUUUGUGGUCUACAAAGACGGCGACAUGAACCACCCCAUGGUGCGGGAGAGGAUCUGGGAGAACAGCGAAUUCAACUUUGACAACGUGCUGAUGGGCAUGCUGGCUCUGUUCACCGUGUCCACGUUUGAAGGCUGGCCGCAACUUCUCUACAAGGCGGUGGACGCCAACGCCAUAAACCGGGGCCCUAUCUACAACUACCGCGUGGAGAUCUCCAUCUUCUUCAUCAUCUACAUCAUCAUCAUCGCCUUCUUCAUGAUGAACAUCUUCGUGGGUUUCGUCAUCAUCACGUUCCGAGAGCAGGGGGAGGCAGAGUUCAAGAACUGCGAGCUCAACAAAAAUCAGAGACAGUGUGUGUACUAUGCUAUAAAAGCACAGCCUAUAAAGAUCUACAUUCCUAAGAACCCGUCGCAGCUCAAAUUCUGGAGGAUCGUCAACUCCAGCCAGUUUGAGUACAUCAUGUUUGCUCUGAUUCUGGGCAACACGCUCACACUAGCUGUUCAGCAUUAUGAGCAGUCCAAAUUGUUCACCUCCGUCAUGGACAUCCUCAACAUGAUCUUUACGGUAGUUUUCACCGGGGAGAUGAUCAUCAAACUACUGGCUCUUCGAGCUCAUCAUUAUUUUAUUGACCCCUGGAAUUCUUUUGACGCUUUGAUUGUCAUCGGCAGUGUUUUGGAUAUCGCGGUUUCUGAAUUAAGCGGGGGAGGUGAACACGCUGAGGGUGGAGGCAAAGGUGAAAGUGGAAAAGUGUCCAUCACCUUCUUCCGUUUGUUCCGAGUCUUGCGAUUGGUCAAAUUACUCAGCAAAGGGGAGGGCAUUCGAACCCUUCUCUGGACCUUCAUCAAGUCACUCCAGGCUUUGCCCUAUGUCGGCCUGCUCAUCGCCAUGAUAUUUUUCAUCUAUGCUGUUAUCGGCAUGCAGACAUUUGGGAAGGUGGCCGUGGAUGAGAGCACCCACAUCAACAGGAACUGUAACUUCCAGACCUUCUUCAUGGCUGUGCUGCUGCUCUUCAGGUGUGCUACAGGUGAGCAAUGGCAGGAGAUCAUGCUGGCAGCGUUGCCGGGCCGACGCUGUGACCCGGAGUCGGACACGGAGCCCGGCGAGGAGUUCAGCUGCGGCAGCAACCUGGCCUACAUCUACUUCAUCAGCUUCUUCAUGCUCUGCGCUUACCUGAUUAUCAAUCUGUUCAUCGCUGUCAUCAUGGAUAACUUUGAGUACCUGACCGACUGGACCGUGCUGGGCACCCACCAUCUGGACGAGUUUAAGAGAGUCUGGUCCGACUACGACCCUGAGGCCACCGGUCGGAUAAAGCACAUAGACGUAGUCACUAUGUUGCGCAGAAUUCAGCCGCCUCUUGGUUUUGGAAAGCUAUGCCCUCAUCGCGUGGCUUGUAAGAGGCUGGUUGCCAUGAAUGUGCCGCUGCACGCUGAUGGGACCGUCACCUUCAGCGCCACUCUCUUCGCACUGGUGCGCACCUCGCUGAAGAUUAAGACAGAAGGACCCAUUGACCAACAGAAUGAAGAGCUAAAGCUGAUCAUAAAGAAACUGUGGAAGCGCACAAAGCCUAAGCUCAUUGAUGAAAUCAUUCCGCCACCUAGAGGGGAUGAGGUGACCUGCGGGAAGUUUUACGCCAGCUUCCUGAUCCAGGACUAUUUCAAAAAGUACCGCAAAAGGAAGGAGAGGGAAAGAAAAAGCAAGAAAAAGGACAAGGCAGCAGCUCUUCAGCAAGGGCUGCGCACGCUGCAGGACCUGGCCCCGGAGAUGCGCCUGGCCAUGGCCUGCGACCUGGAGGACGAGGAGGCCGUGGACAUGGGAGACGAGGUGUUUGACGGCGGGGCCGAAGCCUCCGCCCCCACCACCCCCACCACCCCCCUGCCGCCGCCGGACCUGGCGGAAGAGACCGCCGUGUUCCUGGAGGACCCGCCCAAGCUGGCCAACGGGGGCGUGAUCACAGAGCAGGUGACGUGGACGCCCGACCACCUGCGGCCGGACUCUCUCGUCCCGGGGAUGAGUGUGGUGUUGGAGCAGCCCCUGAAGUCUGAGUCCGCCAGUGAGAUGCUGUCUCCACCUCCUACAUCCCCUCCACACCCUCCUCCUCCUCCUCCUCCACCAGUGGUGUGUGAGGGUGGAUGUGAAGCCGUGGUUGAAACCACGGCGAUUCACACAGCAGCUGUUGCGGCGUUAGUGGCUCAAACAUUGCCGACUGAACCGAUGAUUGAAACGCAGAUGGUGGAAACAGCGGUGGUCGAAGCGGCGGUGACGGACACGCUGCUGGUCGAAACAUCCUUGGUCGAACCUGCGGUGGUCGAACCUGCGGUGGUAGAACCUGCGGUGGUAGAACCUGCAAUCGUAGAACCUGCGGUGGUAGAACCUGCGGUGGUUGAACCAGCGAUAGCUGAACCAGCGGUGGCUAGUCCCACUUAUGAUCCAGUGUAUUACUCUGAGAAUACUGCAGCAUACACACCGGCAGCAAAUGGAUUCAUCUACCCAGCCGUCCCCGCCGCCCCCGCGGAGACGGGCUACAGCGAGCAGAGCCUCAGCCAGGCCCCGCCAGGCGCGGCAGAAGUCCCCUACGGCCACCACAACAGCAAUGGAGCCGUUCACGGAGAGGCUGUGGCUCCGGGGCCCAAGGUCACCUACACCGGGAACGGGUAUAUCGGGAACGGGUACUCUGAAGUCGGCUACAACGGCAACGGGAGCGUGGUCGUCAGCCUCAACGGCAACGGCAGCACCACCAGCUACGUCAACGGCAACGGCAGCCCCACCAGCUACGUCAACGGCAACGGCAGCCCCACCAGCUACGGCAACGGCAGCGUGGCCAACGGCAGCUACUCCCCCGGCGACUACCAGGGACAUGAAACCGGCAUGCAGUUUGUCAGGCGGCGCCUGCUGCCCGUGUUACCCACAGGGAGAAAGCCGUCCUUUAACCUCCAGUGUCUGAGGCCGCAGUCCAGCGACGAGGUCCUCCCCCCCCAGGGGAACUAUCGGGGCAGCCUGCCCGCCCCCCGGUCCAGACUGCAGCCCCAGCACAGCCUGGACUCUCGGCCCGGCAGCGUGCUGUCGGCGUCCCCGGCCUCAUGGGGCCACGUGGCGGCCCCCACCCCCAGCGGCCCCAUGGGCGGGGGGGCCGAGUCCCUGGGCCGCCGGGGCAAGCUGCUCUACACGCCCAUGCUCCUGGUGGACCAGGCCAGCGGCGCCCACCAGCCCGUGUGGACGGACGGCACCGCCAGCCUCCCCGUGGGGAGCCGGCCCACCGGCUGGUACCCCAGUCAGUCCAGGACCUACACCAGCGGCAGGUUGCCCCCGAUCCUCCAGCGGGACCUCAUAGAGAAGGGCAGCGCGGACAGCCUGGUGGAGUCGAUCUUGAUAUCAGAGGGGCUCGGGCAUUACGCCAGGGACCCCAAAUUCGUGAACUUUGCCAAGCGAGAGAUUGCGGAGGCGUGUCACAUGACCCUGGACGAGAUGGAGAACGCCGCCACCGACCUGAUCGUCCGCGGGUCCGGACAGUCCCUCGGGCGCUUUGAGGAGGAGCUGGCGGACGAGAUGAACUGCGUGAUUUCAUACUGAGAUCGGCUUGAGGGAGCUCAGGUUCCCUGUUUCUAAAGAGUCUAUCUGGUGUGCUUUGAGUUACUGAUGUGUUUCGGAGGAACAGCAUCAAAUGUCUCUGGAGUGGGUGGGCGACUGCGUAGGAGUUAUGUUGAGCAGUUAUUUAACUUAAUUCCCGCGUAAAUUUGUAUGUGUCACCAAAACAAAAGCACUCCACGGAAAGGAGACCAAAAUGAACUUGUGGAAAUGUACAAAUCAUGAGGCUUAAUUUGCAAUGCCAAAAAUGAACAGAUAUGUAUAUGUAUAGCAGCUGCUGGUAUAUGACAAUCUGUGGUCCAUUCCACAAGGCUUCCACAUAGGACUGGAACAUUCUACAUGAUACCUGCUAAAUAUGAGUAUUAAAAGGUAUGAUAGUUUUACUAUGAUAAGCUGCAUUUUUGCAUUAUUUUGUAAUUU